Messenger RNA from Pteropus alecto (black flying fox), 3971 nucleotides. RefSeq names its product proline and serine rich 2 (gene PROSER2). NCBI's taxonomy places the organism in Eukaryota, Metazoa, Chordata, Mammalia, Chiroptera, Pteropodidae. The transcript is spliced from 4 exons. Bases 601 to 2013 code for a protein of 470 amino acids. The record is from RefSeq and is a predicted model, not a curated record.
CAUGUGGCCCAUCUUCCUCCUGCAGCGUUAGGCCUGUUGAGCCUUCUCAGUGACGCAUGUUCUGCUCUCCUGGUGGAAGUCAGUUUCUUCUUUACAGGGCUAUCUUAGUCUGACCCUGGUCUCACUCUUUAUGAAGUGCACUGUUUGCAGACGCAAAAAGUGAUCCCUUGAUUAGACAAGGAGACCAAAUAUUUGAGGUAGUAAGUGACCUUCAUAGACGCACAGCUGGCGGACCUGUCUGCUCCUUGUCCCAUGCUUCCUUAUCUCACCGUGUUCCUUUCCAGGGCUGCCCAGAGAAGAAGGCUGCGUCCUUGCCCUUCCUCUUCAGAAAACGGCCCUCCCCGCCGUGGACCUCCCACGGAAUGCUAUGUUUUUCGUUCCUGGGAGCUGAUACUCGGGAGCCCCUAGUUCUCAGUUCCUUAAGAGAUAAAAGAAGAUUGCCGUCUCGAGCCUGUGUGGGAUAAUGAACCAAAGUUUUCACUGUCUCCCCCAUAACCUCUGCCUUCUGGAAAAUUCUGAGGUAAUCCACGAGUUCAGAAUGGGACACUGGCCCCUCCCCAACUUCCUGUGAUUAAGCCACUGGCCAACGUUUCUGUGGGGAUGCCUAUAAACCACCAGAAGUCGGACUCUUUGGAGAUGGACUCUGACUUGCCACUCAGCUGCAGGCUCGAUGACCUGAGCCGAGGGGGCAGUUUGGACAGCCGAAGCAGCAGUUCUCGCUCCAGAAGUCUCACUUUGGACGAUGAGAGCCUGAAGUACCUCACACAUGAGGAAAAGGAUGUCAUUCUGUUUUUUGAAGAGACUAUUGAUUCCCUGGAGGACGACUUUGAGGAGCAAGUCCUAUGUGACAGUGGGGUUCACUGCCACUCCCCACGGUCUCUGGAAGGAAGCACUUCCAGUCACUCGGAGCCAGAAGAUGUCAUCGACCUAGUGCAGCCAGGUCCUGCAGCUGGAGAACCCGAGUGCCUGCCGGAUGUGCCUGAAGCAGCAGGGGCGGGACCUGUUGGAAAGGAAGACCCUGCUAUCCUUGAACGCAGCGCACAGGAUGCAGCGGCGCCUGCCCCGUCUGUGGCGGACGGGGCAGCCCCGGAGGCCCUCCGGCCGCCGUCCCCGCCUGUGGCCCCGCCAGCCCAGCCGCGGAAAGAGCGGCUCUGCCCUUCCCCAGCGGAGCACCCGAAGCUGCCCCGCUCCGUUCCUACGCCGCUCGUUAUCGCCCAGAAGAUUUCUGAGAAGUUGGCAGGAAAUGAAGCGCUUUCGCCCACAUCCCCCUCGAAGGAGGGCAGGCCGGGCGAAUGGAGGACCCUGACUGCCGGAGCCCCUCGAAAUGGCGACCGCGCGGCGCCCCGACACACGGCCCCGCCCGCACCCAGGGCCCAGCGCUUCCCGAGCAACAUCAGCGUGACCAACAGCGCGGGCCGCGAGUACAACAAGACCAUCUCCAAGGCGGCCGUGAGCGUGCAGGAGCGCAAAGCCCGCGUCUUGGCCAACAUGAGCGGCGCCUCCUUCCUCUCCGUGGGAGACGCGGAGGCUCGGGCCCCAAAGUGGGAGCUCCCCGAGCAGAGGAGCAGCUCCCCGGAGCAGGGGACGCGUGACCGGGGCCAGCCGGGCCCCGUCCGGGAAGCCGAGUCCGCGCGGGCCGCAGGGCGGGCGGGCGCUCAGCAGUCGCGAGGCGUGCAGACGGAGCGGUGCCCGGCCCUGGCCAACGGCUUCCAGAGCAUCCACGAGGUCCUCAGGAGUGAGCCCAGCGCCUUCGCCUCCAUCGGGAAAACUGUCACCUUCCGGCCGGACCCGGCCCUCACCAGUAAACUCGCUCGCCAGAACGCCAGCAAGAGCCUCUACGAGCGCCAGCACCCGGACUGCGGCCAGGAUGCCCGGACGCGGUCGGGCUCGCUGCCCAGGGCCGUGGGGUUCAGACCCCAGGGCAUCACCGUCCAGUUCGCCGGCCGAGGCUCCACGGAGGAGGCCCGCCGGGAGGCCCUGCGGAAGCUCGGCCUGCUGAAGGAGACCUUGUGAUGGACAGCAAGGGGCCGCGGGAGGAGGGGGCUGGCCAGGCCGUUUGGCCUACAAUGGCUGCGCGGAUGUCAAGAGCAGUGGCGACAGCCCCAAUGGCUGCGCCCUGGUGAGGACUAGGAUGACCGUGCUGGGUAGGACUCAUUAGUCCGGGCCGAGGACCUGUGAACGUGAGGGCACCCCACCCCCACCGCCGCUGAGCUGCGAAGCCCUGUAACCGAGGGUCCAGGCCCAUGUGUCUUCCUUUUCCCAAGAACUCAGAGAAUAACCUUGAAGACCUGUAAGUUCCUAUGAUGUGUAACUGCCGUCCAUUUCGGGAGGGAUUUAGGAGGAGGGCAUUGGGUCUGAUUUGUUUUUCUUGAGUCUCUAAACUAGGCUUUCAUCCCGUGCACAUGACAUGAGAGCCAGUUUAGGCCUCUUAUGCUCAAUUCUCUAAGAAAGCGCUUUCUCUUCCUUUUCUAAGAAAAUAAAAAAUAUGUGUUAAAUUUGCAUAGUAUCUUAAAAUACUUUUUUGUUUUUUGGUUUGUUUUUGAAGGGGGUGGUAUGUCAGCCCUAGAUAUGCCUUUGUUUCUUGAUGUAAUUUGGUUUGCCCACUUCUUUUUAUUAAAAUUGAAAGGAAACCUUUAGUGUAUGAUUUACUGUAAUUUUGAGUUAUGGGAGUGGAAUUGAAAGGUUGAGUUUGGAAAGGUGGUAAUUUGAAGACAGCACGUCUCGUCAGACUACAGGGUCUGUUACUGGCGGAUCUGUGUAUGAGCGUGUAUUGUGUAUAUACAUGUACAUGAUGUUUAUCGAAACAUGUUAACACACAUAUAAAGGUGUGUGUGCACAUACACGUUAGUUAUUACAUAUAUAAACUUCUUAAAACCCUCUACUCUUGAUAGACACAACCUCUCAGCAUUGAGACAGAUGACACAGAAAUUGUUACUUCCUACAAUGGAAGUCUUUUAAGGACACAGCUCCACAAUAUUUCUGUGAACCCAAGUACUUCUUCCUUUGCAAUGUGUGUUCUGUUCCCAAUUAAAUAUUCCAAGUUAGCUUCCAGAGAAGCAAGAUAGUUCCUUUGUUAGUGAAGAACAUUUUUAGAGAUUAAAGUUAUCACCUAAUUUUAACCUAAUUUUAAUUUAUCGCCUAAUUUUAGUUUUACACAGUCCAAGAUAGAUAGCUUGUAAACAGUGGGAAGCAAAAGUUUCUUCAGAUCCACCCUCUCCCCCCCACCCCCCGCCCCACUGUCAUGUUCCUUGAGCAAGCCCUCAGGUUUAAUUUAAAAGGGAAAAAACACCGAACUAGGUGACACAGCAUGAAAAGAACUGUUUUUCUGAGACUAUGUCUUACACGCUGAGUCGUAGCCACAAGCAUUAUCAUCAAAACUAUUUAAGGCUGGCAUCUUAAACCUCUAAAAAUAGGACCGGGAAGGGGCCACACUUAGCUGUUAACGCCCUUUUGUUACUAUGUCUCAACAACUGUCACAGAAUCUGCUUUUUUCCUGUUGAGUAUUAUUUAAACUUUUAAAUGUGCUGUGAAGGAUGUUUUUUAUAGUAUUUUAUUUGCCUUGUAAGUUACAUAAAAUGAUUGUAAUGUUUUCCUUAGUGUCUCAUCCAGCCCUUAUCCUCUUGAAAUAAUCUCAUUGAUUCUUGAUGGUUUUAAUUUAAAUAGGUGCUUUGAUUUUACAGGUUUUAAAAAGUUUUUAUUUUACUCUUGUUUAUAUUGGAUUUGGUUAAAGGAUUGAGGGCCGUAUACCUUUUUACAAAAUGCGCUGCCAUAUACAGUGUUUAAAAACAGAGGGUCUUGAUAUGGCUGACAUUGUAAAUACCCUUUAUAUAUAGAUGAGAAUAUCCUUAUAUACAAGGAUUAUUUCUUUUUAUCUUAUUCUAUGUCUUGAUUGUGAUUAAAGUGAACUUGACUAUAUAUAGUAUAUUUGUUCUCAUGACAUUUUUGAAAAAUAAACUGAAACUUAUCUUAAG